GAGAAAACUGCAAAAUGAAACUGAUGAUUCGCACUCUCAGCAUAUUGCUUGCGUUCGUCGUGUAUGUCACGCUAGUGUUGUGCACAGACGCCAAAGUAAAAGCAUGCCCCCCUCCUCCAUCCCUACAAUGCAGAAGCGAUGAAUGUGAAAUCUUCAAUUACCUGGGCAUAUGGGAGGACCGUUCCAUUUGUAAGGCGGGCAGCGUGGCAUGGCCCACUUCAGAGCCCCAACUCCUGCGCGCUGUUGCCCACGCUGUUCAGAACAACCAGAAGAUCAGAGUGGUGAGUAGACAUGCUCACAGCAUAUCGAAGCUCGUCUGUGUGGACAGCGAAGGACUCAUCAUUUCCACCCAAAAUUAUGACUCCGUCAUUGAAGUGAAUAGCGAGGCCAUGACAAUCACCGUCCAAGCCGGAGCACUCAUGAGAGACGUGAUUGAAGCAGCUGCAAAGCAUGGCCUUGCUCUGCCUGCCAUGCCUUACAUCAGCGGAGUUUCUGCAGCCGGUGUUAUUUCCACCGGAGCCCACGGCAGCAGUUUCGCCGGGAAAGGCAGCGGAGUUUAUGAAUACGUCGUGGGAAUGAGAAUCGUAGUGCCUGCGUCUCCUUCCGAGGGCUACGCAAAGAUCAUAACUUUGACAGAAGCAGACAAAGAUCUCAAGGCCGCAAAAUUGGCUCUGGGAACGCUGGGAGCAAUUUCAGAGAUAACAUUCGAUUUGCAGCCCAUGUUUAAACGAUCCGUUUCCGUCUCAGUGAAAGAUGAUCACGAUCUAGAAAACGAAGCCGAACGUUUUCUCAGAGCUCACACAUUUGCCGACAUAAGUUGGCUUCCUUCACACCGGAAGGCGGUUUUCGUAGCCAACGAUAGAGUUUUUAUUGAUGUUGCAGGAGACGGCAGUAACUCACUCAUAGGUACUCCCAUCACAGUAGCUGCCAUUGAAACAAGUGCUUAUCAAGUCGAUUCAAUCCAGGCAAAACCAGACGUCACUGCAAUUUGCAACCUUGUUGGAAACCUAACGCUUCUAUUUGCGGCGAACGGCAACGGGUUUUUGAAUGACGGAAAACGCUUCACAGGCUACCCAGUGGUAGGUUUCAAUCAUCGCAUGCAGACAUCUGGUGAAUGCGAACGAGCUCCUGAACAAACAGAUGAGAGCUGUACUCCCACCCAAAUUUUAGAUAAAAAUGAGAGCACAUGUAGCUGGGACCGUCGCGUGCACGCGUCUUUGUUCUUUGACGUGGAACUGAGACUGCCAUUGUCUCGAUUCCGAGAAGCCAUGAAGGAUGUCAAGAAAAUAAGAGAUUUGGACCCCCAAAGGAUGUGUGACCAAACUAUAAUAUCUAUCAGGUCUAUUAAGAAGUCGGAGGCGUACCUGGGACCCUCUGAGGAUCAGGUGACGAUGGAGCUUAUAAUUUAUCGACCGAGGGAAGCGGGUACACCCAAGUGGAAUGAAGAUGUGUAUGAAGAGAUAGAGCAGAUGGUGAUAGAGAAGUAUGGAGGGGCACUGCAUUGGGGAAAGUCUGGAGGUUACCUGUUUGGAGGGUUGGCCAAACGAUCGGUGAACUUGGAAAAAUUUUUGAAGGUUAAGGAGAGGCUUGAUCCGCAAGGAGUGUUUUCCAAUGAUUGGACGGACGGCUUGUUUGGAAUUGGAGGGAAAGAUGUGGAGGAGUUGAGAGAUGGAUGUGCACUUGACAUGAUUUGUAAAUGUAGAGAGGAUAGGCAUUGUGCUCCGUACAAAGGGUUUCUCUGCAAGCCAGGGAGAGUAUGGGAGCAUGCUCGAGUUUGUACGAACAUCAACUGA
This is a messenger RNA of Cryptomeria japonica (Japanese cedar), 1793 nucleotides long. Its product is annotated as L-gulonolactone oxidase 5-like. The transcript has 2 exons. The record is from RefSeq and is a predicted model, not a curated record. Bases 15 to 1793 code for a protein of 592 amino acids. Gene Ontology annotation, cellular component: membrane. Gene Ontology annotation, molecular function: D-arabinono-1,4-lactone oxidase activity; FAD binding. NCBI's taxonomy places the organism in Eukaryota, Viridiplantae, Streptophyta, Pinopsida, Cupressales, Cupressaceae.